AACAUCUGGUUUUCAUAAGAGCAUCUCCCUCCAGUAGGGCUGAGGCAUGGGCGGGGUUUGAUCGAACUAAAAUAAACACCGACAUGCAGCAUCUGCUACGUGCAGCCUCAGAAGGACAGCCUAAUAGUUAAGACGACAGCUUAUUCACCAAAACCUCCACCAAGAUGAUCAAAUCCUUCAAGCAAACAUUUCUGUCCCUGGACCUGCAGUCCCCUCGGUGGAACCCAGCAGAGACAACGGCAAAGGAUUAUGAACUGCGCCAGUAUGAAACAGCUAAGUGGGUCAGCACAGUCAUCAGAGGAGAGACCCAGAAAGAAGCAUUGCGCCAGGGCUUCUGGAAACUCUUCCACUACAUCCAAGGGAAGAACGAGAAAGAGAUGAAGAUUGAUAUGACUGUGCCAGUGACAUGUCUGGUAAAGCGUGGCUGUGCAGACUUCAAGGUCUCUUUCUUUGUGCCAUUUGAACAUCAGGACUCUCCCCCCCCGCCCACAGACUCAGAUGUGUUUAUUGAGGAGCGGAAGGCAGCAGCCGUCUUUGUCCGGUCCUUCAGUGGAUUUGCCUCAACAGAGAAAUAUGCUGAGGAAGCUGAAGUCUUGGCCAGAAUCUUAAGAAACAGAGGCCAACCAUUCCACGAAGAUUUCUUCUACACUGCAGGCUAUGACAGUCCCUUCAAACUCUUCAACAGGCACAAUGAAGUGUGGUAUUUUAAGAAGUAAUGCAGGGGAGGAAUACUAAGAGGCUACUAACCAGUUCUGAAUGAAAACAGACCAUAUUAAUGGCUUUUGCUUUAGUGCAGAAGAGAUUUAAUUUGCACAUGAACACAGGAACAUCUCUAAUUCACUUUAUCUAGGAUGAAAAACUGUUCUGCCUAAGAUUUCAGUUCUCUGUUCUACAGAGAUGUCAUUGAAGUUUAAGUAGCUCACACAGGCUGGGUUAUGAGGGAGAUGAAACUUAAUUCUGUUCCUCAUACUGAAAAUCUCUUGGCAGCACUAAUCAUCUGAAAACAUUCCUGCACAAAGUGUUUGUAUGUCUGAUUCUACUUCUUGGUAGAACUGCCACAGUAAUAGUUCAAGUGUUAGAGAGUAAGUUCUUCAUAAAACUUUUCCCCUAUUGAUAUUACACCUGAAGCACCACAGAAAUAUGGGGAAGUACAUUAAAUCUUUUUUUUUUUUUAAAGAAACCUGGCACUAAUUAGCUUUGGGAAUAAAGCAAAUCUUAGCAGGCCCCAGUGCCACCUAAAUGUUUCUAUUUAACAGGAUUAUCAAAACCUCCCUCCUCUGCUUAUAGCUUUGUCUCCUGAAGGCUGAAUACUAUCUUGCCCCAGAAUAAUUAUACUCAAUCCAGCAGAAGCAUGUCAGAAUACAAGCUAUAUGUUAUUGCUCCAUUAAAGACUGUCUCUAUACUGUUUCCAUAGUUGGUGUUUUUGAGCAAUAUUUUAUCUUUUGGAAUUAUCUGACUAAAAAGCUCUUAACAGAAGUUGCAUCAGCCACUAUGGGUCUUGGAAUGAGCUAGUAUCAGCACUUCAGCAGGCUUCAGUCUCAACAAAAACAAAGCUCUCCAAGUAGCUGCAGUCCAAUAAAGCACCAGAUUUUCUUUAACUGCUGAAAUUAGCAUAAUUAAGUCAUGUAUUACCAGACAUACAAGUUUAGAACCAAAUAGGCGAAUCAUGUUUAGCUCCCACCUAUGAAACACUGAAUGUACUUUUUUGUAGGUUUGCCUAAAUCCAGACAGAGCAGACUGGAGUUGACAUGAGCUCUAACACUGGCAAUAGCCACACAUCCUCUACAGUAAAGAACACUUGCAGGACUAGCAUUACCUAGUUUGCUCCCUGCCCUAAAGUCAAACAUUUGAAGCUUUUGCAAAAUAGCCUAGAGCUAGCUUACAGCAAGCCCUUCAAGUCAGAAAGCAGUUGACAACAACAGGCAGAGUUUACAAAAUUUUAUUGGCUCCAAUUAGUGUAUGAGGUAAAUGUUACCACCGCAAAGUCUUGGCUUCCUAAUGCUGUUCAUGCAAGUGUAGCCCAUUAUUCUGGGAUCUUCCACCUAUUAAGUACAGCGUAAGAACCAUUAUAAGGCACCAAACCAGCACAAGAAGUUGACUGGAACAGCUCAGACCUUAGAUUUUCAUCUCUGUUCAGUGAGAGAGUUCAAGCUAAGGUUUUAAUCAUCAUUUGGUUCCAGCAAAUAAGUUUUAUUACUACAGUUACACUCACCUUUCUCAUUCCUCAUAUUAGUUUCAAAGUUGCGUCCUCACCUAAAGAAAGAAAAUGCAGUUAACACAGUAGCACAACUACUAGAAGUUCCUCUCAGCAGUUGUGUAGCCUCAGAAAGAAUGGAACGGAAGUGGUGAUAUCACAGUAACUCAUCUGGCAGAAUCAAUUUUCAUCAGUGGCUACAAAAACUCUCUACAUUUAAGAAAGAAUCUACUGUGUGAUCUUACCCAGUGAGGCAGCCGACAAUAGUUCAUUCCUAAGGAAGAGAGAAAUUGUUUCAAAAUAAGGUAUUGCUAUAUGCAACUUCAUAAAGCUAUGAAAUUCUAUACAAAUUAAUUUUAACCUAUAACAAGGCUGCAUUUUGGCCACCAAGUGACAACUUCAACAUUUAACAUUCAAAUAGAAUGCAAAAACUUAAGAUUAAUUGAAUUGGCAAUACAGAAUUACUAACAUCAGAAGAACCACAAAAAAGUAGUUGGUUAUACUUGCUUUACGAUACUGUCCCUCCCCAGAGAGAGACAGUUGGAGUAAGUUAUGACACCUAAAAUACAAGUCCCAUGAAGGACAUGUUUUUGAGAUGAGCUUAAAUAGGCAAUUUAUUGUAGAUGAGAAUGGGUCUAGUUGAGAAGUUUGUACAGUCUGGAACUUUGACUUGAUGUGUGCACAUUGAACAAAACCACAAUUGCUACCACUCAGGUGAUUUUUGCCAACUACAGGAUAUUAGUUUUUUAUUAUUAUUUCAGGAGUGCAGCAGUGUUACACUGUCAGUUCAUAAAACAGCCAGAUACAUCAGAUAAGAGUUAUGAUGGGAGUUGUAUGCUUGCUGCUGUAUUACAUUAACAAUAUUGUAUCAGCUUAAGUAGUUUUCACCAUUUAUUUCAUUUUAUUUUUUUUUUUUUUUUUUUUUUUUUUUUUUACUAUUUCCACUGUGUAAAGACAAAAGAAUAAGAAGCUUGAGUCACGGAGGCCACAUCUUUCGCUCAUACAAACUGAACUCUACAUUAAGUUUGUCAGUGAGUAUAGUUUAGAAAUUGUCAGGGUACCAAAGCUGCUGGAAAACCUCCUAUAGUGAAGUUCAUUCUUGCUCCAUGCACAUCAUUUUUAUUCCCACAAUAACUGGGAUUGGAAGAUGCACAAUAAAAAAAUAUAUCUAAUUAUGCACUAAUCUUAUGCACUUAACAUAACAGAAAUAAUGCAGAAAUUACUGGACCACCAUGAUCAAUAAAAUGUUCUAUUUUAACUUA
Messenger RNA from Anas platyrhynchos (mallard), 3456 nucleotides. It is a transcript of the gene HEBP2, whose product is annotated as heme binding protein 2. The record is from RefSeq and is a predicted model, not a curated record. NCBI's taxonomy places the organism in Eukaryota, Metazoa, Chordata, Aves, Anseriformes, Anatidae. Gene Ontology annotation, molecular function: heme binding. Gene Ontology annotation, cellular component: cytoplasm.